Molecule: messenger RNA, 1473 nt
Organism: Nicotiana tabacum (common tobacco)
Lineage: Eukaryota; Viridiplantae; Streptophyta; Magnoliopsida; Solanales; Solanaceae
Source: RefSeq, a predicted model, not a curated record
AUGGAUGUGUAUAUCGAUGACAUGUUAGUCAAGUCUUUGAAUGCAGAUGAUCAUUUGAAACACCUCCAAGAAACCUUCGACAUCUUGAGGAAGCAUAACGUGAAGCUCAGCCUAGAGAAAUGUGCAUUCAGGGUUGGCUCUGAUAAGUUAUUGGCGUUCCUGGUCUCACAGAGAGGGAUCGAAGUAAAUCCCGAUAAAAUAAAAGCCAUCAAAGACAUCCCGGGACAACUAACUAGUGUAAAAGACGUACAGAGGCUAACCGAAAGAUUUGCCGCUGUAAGAAGUGGUCUCAAAAGUAGCAGUACGGUCUCAGAAGUAGCGGUGAGUGCCAUCUUAGUCCGAGAGGAUGAAGGAGCGGAGACUCACUAUCCGCACCUUGAAAAGCUGGCCUUAGCUCUAGUAGUCGCCUCCCGAAAGCUUAAGCCUAAUUUGCAGUGUUACCCGAUAGUCGUUGUGACAAACUUCCCCUUGAGGAAUGUUCUUCACAAUCCUGAGUUGUCAGGACGGUUGGCUAAAUGGGCAAUCGAAAUCAGUGAGUUUGAUAUUGAAUACAAGCCUAGGACUGCGAUGAAAUCACAAGUUUUGGCCAACUUUGUGGCCGAUUUCAGUCCCAGGGUCCGAGCUCGGGGUGGUUUUAAUCACGCCCUUGGAGGAAAUCCUGAGUCAGGCCUUAAGAUGGUUCCAUUAACUAACAAUGAAGCCGAGUAUGAGGCUUUGGUUAAAGGACUCGAACUGGCCCGGGGACUUGGCUCCGAGGUCAUAGAGAUCAAAUGUGAUUCACAGCUAGUAGUAAACCAAGUGGAGUGGUCAAUCACACACAUUCCAAGAGAAGAGAACGUGGAAGCAAAUGCAUUGGCUAAUUUGAGGAAUGAGUUCAUCGAAUAUCUUCGGCAUGGCAAAUUGCCUGAAGACCCGAAGGUGUCCCGUGCAUUACGCACCAAGGCAGCUCAUUACUGCCUCAUGGAUGGGCAAUUAUAUAAGAGAUCGUACCAAGGCCAAUUGGCCAGAUGUUUAGGAGCCUCGGAGGCGGACUACGUGAUGGGAGAGAUCCAUGAAGAAACUUGUGGGAACCAGCCCAAUGCAGAUUUGUUGGUACUAAAGCUAGUUAAGGAAGGUACUAUUGGUCCCGAAUGGAACAACACGCAAAGACGUUCGUUCAGAAAUAUGAUAGAUGCCAGCUCUAUGCAAAGUUGGAGACUUGGUUUUGAGGAAGGUGACUCAGAGCACUCAGGAAGCCAACACUGGGAAGCUGGGUCCGACGUGAGAAGGUCCCUACCGGUUUCAGCUAUCACCGAUAAAGGAUCGUACGAGUUGGAAUAUCAAGAUGGGGUCAAAUUGCCCAGCCAUUGGAACGUGACUCAUCUGAAAAGUUUUAAUCUUAAUCGGGUAUUUCUAGCAAGAUUUUUAACUAGGCAGUUGUGGAAAGCAUACUACAAAAAGAUCGCCAUCGGAAAGGAUAAGUCCUUUAAAUAA